CUCAGACGCCAAGUUAACCCGGUACCUCUCGAAGCUGAGCCACUAGCGUCUGCGGUCUUAGGUAAGCGAUGCCAGAACACGGCGGUACGUACCUCGACCGAGCUUCGCAGCAAAAAAGUUCAAUCCGAGAUCUCGACUGGUGUGUCAAUGAGGAGACUCAGUACACCUAACCAUUCACCAUGACGGCCGCCAGCAGAGGCGCAAUCGCCGCCCUCGGGCGUAUACGACUCUGCCGACAAUGCGCGAGGGUCCAGAUCCGAGCUCCAGCUCCCUCACGGGCAUACUCGGGCGCCGCUGCCGCUGCCUCGACAACGACGACGACCACGGCGCCUCCUCCAAACGUCGGCAUUCCUCCUGAGCCCAAGGCGACGCGUCAGACGGGUUCCAACUACCAUAUCAAGGCCGGCGUGAUCCUGACGCGGGCGCCGCUCCUCACGCGACCUCUGACGGCCUUCGAGCAGGCCUACUUCUUCUACCAGAAGCGGCUUAACGAGCGCCUGUCACUGCCAUUCAUCACGUCCGUCUACUUCAAGCCCGAUACCCCGGCGCUAAUCGAUUGGAACAUGAAGGUCAAGGACCGUCAGGGCACCGUGGCAAAGGAGCUCGGCGUGUACAACGGCAAGGCCUCGCGGGCGUGGGAUGACGAGCUGAUGGUCGGCGACGAGCUGAGCAGCCACGACACGACCGUCGACCUACUGUUGAAGGACUCCGUCAUGCGCGUGAGUGACGACGCCGAGAUCAUCCCCGAGGAGGACCGGGCACCUCCCGAGGCCCUCGCGCCGCGAGUGUCGGAAGCGGACCAUAAGCGCGACACGACAAGGCUGGACCGCGCCAUGGACCGCACUCUGUACCUGGUCGUCAAGAAGAUCUCCAAGGACGGUGCCAAGUGGGAGUUCCCCGCGGCGGGAAUGUCCACGGAGGAGAACCUCCACGAGGCUGCGCAGAGGAUUCUUGACGAGACGGCGGGUGUCAACAUGAACACGUGGAUGGUCGGUCGCGUGCCGGUCGCCGCCUACGUGAAGAAGCCUGCGACCACCGAAGACAAGGGGCAAAAAACGUUCUUCCUCAAAGUCCGCAUCAUGGCGGGCCAGGCGGAUCUGUCGGCCAAUAAGCACCAGUACAAGGAGUUCAAGUGGUUGACGCGGGAGGAGCUCCAGGAGGUGCUGGAGCCUGGGUACUACCGCAGUGUACGAAACAUGAUGGCGGACCGGUAAAGACGGUUGGGGGAAGGGGCUUUGGCUUUCGACUGGUCCGACCCGCAUCCAAGGAAGGGCAAAAGCAAGAAAAGGGAUGUAACGCUGUUGUAUCAUAGAUAAACUGUACAAUCAAAUCUUCACUGGACGAUGUCGGCC
Molecule: messenger RNA, 1352 nt
Organism: Colletotrichum navitas
Lineage: Eukaryota; Fungi; Ascomycota; Sordariomycetes; Glomerellales; Glomerellaceae
Product: NUDIX domain-containing protein
Exons: 3
Coding region: 180-1214 (344 amino acids)
Cellular component (GO): mitochondrial large ribosomal subunit
Molecular function (GO): structural constituent of ribosome
Source: RefSeq, a predicted model, not a curated record